Messenger RNA from Diabrotica virgifera virgifera (western corn rootworm), 10214 nucleotides. Its product is annotated as activating signal cointegrator 1 complex subunit 2. NCBI's taxonomy places the organism in Eukaryota, Metazoa, Arthropoda, Insecta, Coleoptera, Chrysomelidae. The record is from RefSeq and is a predicted model, not a curated record. The transcript is spliced from 12 exons. Gene Ontology annotation, biological process: regulation of DNA-templated transcription. The coding region runs from base 140 to 2458 and encodes 772 amino acids. Gene Ontology annotation, molecular function: ubiquitin binding.
UUUGACAACAGAAAGUUGCUAUCGUUUGAUUUUUGAUAUAAAUUUUUUGGUUAGGAAUUUGGUGAAGAGUUAAGUACUUUCCGUCUUCAUAUUUUCUAUUUUCCUCAAAGUUUUAGAGUUGAUUUUAGAGUGAACGACAAUGUCUGUUAGAGAAAUAAAGAAUGUUGGUGCUAGUUUGAAUAAGCUGUCUCUUAACGAAAAUGCCAAUGAAAAUAUCAAAUACCAGUUUGUUUCUGUGUUUAAAAAUCCUAGUAAAUUACCAAUUAAUCAAAUACAUCUGGAAAGAACUUGGUAUGAGUUGAAAAAAGACAUCCCAAAAGAUUUGGACCUAUUCAAUGCAUCAGAAGAUGAACUCCAGAAAAAGUUAUAUGACAAGAGAACUGAGAUCAUACCUGCUUUGGAUAAACGAUGGCUACCAAAAGUUAUUUUAUAUAACUAUGAACCUUAUGUAUGUACCCAGUCAGAAGAGGAGAAUAUAAGUUUUAUAACCAACAAUGUUCAUUUUAUAGACAGUUUACAGUAUUUACUAAAGUGCAACUUUCAUCAAUUUUGGUGUACAAUUUUUUUUGAACCAUCGGCUGCUGUUUCAUUGCGUAGUUUUAUUUUGAAUCCUGUUACUUCCCAUCAGUUGGCAUAUUUAGAACAUGAAUAUGCCGAAGUUUAUAAAACAGUAUUUAAGACGUUUCUAUUAGUAUAUCGAAGACUGGUUACAUUUAAAGUAUCUGAAUCCGAAUAUAUGCCAAAGGAUUAUGGAUACGAACAAUUAUUACAGAAAAAACUAAUAAAUUUACCAAUAGUGAACACAUUAGCGUUGUUAUAUAAAGAAACGAAUCUUGAUUUUGUGAAUACUUUGACAUCUUUGUAUUUCGACAGCACAUCUCAGCUGGAUUUUAGGUUCAAGGAAAUAGAAGAAUCGAUCAAUCAAAUAUUACUGGUUAUGGAAAUGAUAGGAGGACACGUCUGUGGCUUCAGUGAGGGUGCAGUAGUUGUCCCAAUAGCUAUAGGUCCACGUCCACCAGUAUUCGACUUGACUUGGAUUUAUUCAGUGGUCAAUUAUCUUUUAAAUACAAUGGCCCUUCUACAUACGCUUUUGGAAUUUUAUAAACCAGCAAUAGAAAUGUGUAUAGAAAAAGAUUUGCCUUUUAGGAUACCGUUUACAUACGUAAGCAUUUACAGAGAACUUUAUGAGUUCAUUGGUGAUAGAGAAGACUUAGACUUACAAAAAACACUCUCUGAGAGGGUAUUCGAUGAAAUUAAUUUAGGUCGUGCGGAAUUUGUUGAUGUAUACCACUUGUUUGUAACCUAUUGUCUGGACAAAACGUUGGAAUGCAUGGGUGAUGACAAGAAACAAGAAGAUUUAGUAGAGUUGUAUUUAAAAUUGAUGACUUUGGCCCUGGAGGAUGAUUACUUUAUCUGUGAUUAUAACAUGAAAUAUAACGUUUCUAACCAAAAUGAAAUGUUUGCUAGUUGCACUCUAAUAGAUCAUACACGAACUGAAUUUAUAAUAUCGUGUAUUAAUAAAUUACCUAGGCAUAAAACAUUACAACGUUUGUCGAAAUUAAACAAGCAAACGGUUGAGGAUAUAUUCAAGAAAUUCAAGCCACCCGAAAUAGAAGUAGAAGAAGAGCCAGAACCGAUAGCAGGGCCCUCCAAUAUGAAUGGAGGAGUAAGUGACGAUGACAUAGAAAGUAAAAUUAAAGAAAUUAUUGAUACUUUACCCCAUUUAGGAGAUGGUUUUGUCUUACAAUGCCUCGAAGCGUACAAUUUUAAUUCUGCUGAAGUAAUUAAUGCGAUAUUAGAAGAGAAUCUGCCGCCGCAUUUGUCCAACAUUCCAUUUGACCAAAUUCGAAUACCGCCAGAACCAGAACCUGAGAAACCCGUGUUAGCUUAUCAUGGCAAGAAACCAGAUUAUGAUGACACUUUGAAAUUACUGAACGAUAAGAGAGAUUUCAAGGAAAUCAAAUCUUUCGUGUUGGAGGGAGUGCAAUACACUAAUGACUAUCUAUAUGAUGAUGAAUAUGACGAUCGAGACUAUGAUGAUGUGCCCAUUAAAGUGGCUGAUAAUCAACUCGAGAAAGAAAUCCUUACAUAUAAUCCAAAUCAUGAAGAUGCGGCUAGCGAUUCGAGCGAAUCAGAAGAAGAAAGUGAUCGAAAUCAAGCAAAGGGCGUUAACAAGACUGCAGUAAAUAGUCAACCAAGUGGUUCUGGAACUAAUAGGUCUAAAAUGAACUUCUGUGAAGAUCCUGCUCUACUUAGAGAACGACGAGAAGCCAGAUUUAGGACACAACACAGACCACCUCCAAAAGGAAACGUUGUGGGAAAACCGAAAGGUCAAGGUCAAGAGAAAGACGUUUUGAAAGCUAGGGACAAGAAGACCGUCAACAAAUCAUCUAGAGCUAACCACAAUAGAAAAGGUGGAGCUCAGUUUAAGCGAAAUAGAGGAAUGAUUCCCAUGUAAGAGUUACUAUGGGAAAAUGUUUUAUGAAUAUUUCAUAAAGUUAAUAUCAAAUGUUGGAAGUGUAAAAAGCGAAGAGUUAAAAAUGUUAAGUUUUUAAUUUUUAUAUUUAUAAAUGUUCAAUAAGUUUUUUUGUCCUUCCUAUUAUUUUUAUACGUAGCCGCCUACUUUAUUAUUGGCUUGGCUUCAAUACAAUAUGUGAUUUUUUUUUCAGUCAUAGCUUCAUAGUCAUGGAGCGCUUAAUCUACAUUAUUCUGUUUAUAUUUUGCAUACAUUCUAUUUUCCUAUUUUAAGUAAUCGAAUCAUUUUUUCUAUCGUUCAAUUCUGUUUCUUGCUCUAUUACCCUUCGUUUGAUUUACUUUUCGUAGAAUUUUCAAAUUCUUUUUUAUCCAUUAUUUUUUGUUUUGUUUUGUUUACAUCUGCUUUUGGUAAGCAUUGUAUGUUAUUAGUAAACUUAAUGUAUUUUUGUAUUUCCUAGUUUUUUAAUUUCAUGAAAUGACAUUGUAAAAUUUAAAUAUUAUUCUUUUCAAGUAGAAUUACGAGGAUUUCACUAGGCGAGUGGUUUACCCCUAUAAGCAGAGCCUCAACCGACUAAUUCUUUUAUUUUUUGCAUUUCUAAUGCACCAAACCAGUUUUAUUCGAUUCUGUAUAUUUUUCUAAGUUGAAACGUAUUUUUUUUAUUUUUACAAGUGAGCCGACGAUUAUUGUUAAAUAUUAACAAAUAGGUUAUAAAAAAAGUAACUUCACCGAAUUGCUUCGUAAUCAGUUUUUAAGCGUAUCUCAUCGAAAUAAACACUUUUACUCUCUUACUAAUUUUUCUAAAAAUGCUUCCUUUUUGAGUUAUUUGCAAUUUUUUGUUGAAAAACAUGCAUUAAUUAGUGAUUUUUGAGAUUAUUUUCUAAAAAUCUACUAAAUAAAUUGAUAUUCUACGAAAAACUUUAUAAUCUUUAAACCGUCUAGUACAGUGGUGGGCAAACUUUUUUAUUGGGAGCCACAAAAUUUAAGAAAUUCCAGAGGAGGGCCAGAAUUAUAGAAAAAUACAUUUUUUCCAUAUACUAUCCAUGUCGAUGUACACUCGGCGGGUCGGAUUAAAUACUUUCGCGGGCCGUACUUUGCCCAUCACUGGUCUAGUACAAGUAAGAGUAUUUUGACAAGGAUAAGUGGUGUCUAUUUUACUAAAAACAAAUAGUUUUAAAUUUAAACAAAGAUUUUAAUUCGGCGUCGCACGCCUAAAUCACUGCGACCGUUGUACACAUUUUAAGGUAUAUGACAACGGUAGAAGUAUUCGAGAUAUUUGGAUCCAUGUUUUCGGCGAGAUAGAAACCAUUGAUCCUUGUCAACAUAUUCUUACUUGUACAUAAAGAUUAUAAAGCUUUUUGUAGAAUUGCAAUCCAUAUAGUAGUUUUUUAGAAAAAAUCACUAAUUAAAGCAUUUUUUUCAACAAAAAAUUGCAAAUAAUUCAAAAAUGAAGCAUUUUUCGAAAAAUUACCGACACAGAAAAAGUGUUUAUUUCGAUGAGAUAUACCUAAAAAAUUGAUUCCGAAGCAAUUCGGUCAAAUUUCUUUUUGUAUAAGUUAUUUGUUAAUAACAAUAAUUGCCGGCCCACUUGGAAAAACUAAAAAAAAAAAGUACAUUUCAACUUGGAAAAAUAAUAUCGAAUCGAAUAAAAAAAGGUUUGAUGCAUUAGAAAUGCAAAAAAAAAUUAGUCGAUUUAUUCUGUUUCUAAACGUCUUUUGAUGGGUAAACCGCUCGCUUAACUAAUACAGUUAAAAACCAUUAUUCUCGUGUCAUUAAUUGAAAAUGUUGCUAUAUAUAGCAACUUGUUUCCGGCAUACGUUGGACAUUUGGUCUGGAGAUUUUGGGAUUGCAUCCAUCUGAGUAUUUUUAACCACAGUUUCAUAUAUUUUAAUUUUUGUCCUUUCGUAAUAACUUUAUUCCACUACAUACCAUUGAGGCAUCCCAUGGCUUUGCUUAUGUAAUUCGUUGGUCCAUUUCUCUUGAAUCAGUGCUGGUUAUAUCAAAGAUUAGACCCAAGUAGUCAUAACUCUGACAACAAGAAGUUUUGUCCAUUUUCGAGGUCCAGGUUCUAUGACUUGUUUCCAAUACUGAUAUAUUUGGGGUUUUCGUUGCAUUUACAUUUAUUCCCCAAUCGCUAUAUUAUUCUACCCGUUUUCUAAGCAUAUACUGCACGUUGUCUCUGUCAGCCAUCACUAUCACUUGGUCUGAACUUUUCAGAUCUGUUGAGUAUAUAUCUUGAAUAAGGUUGGUUAAGGUUGGCUUGAAUAAGAUACAACAUUCCUGUCGUAAGUCUUUUGUAACUGGGAAUUCUUCCGUAAAAUAUUUACCUGGUUUUAUCUUUGACUUUGAAUCUGUAUACAGUUCUUGUACAGCAUUUAUCGAUGUGUGAUUGAUAUUCGAUCUUUUCAAUGUUGUCUACAAUUUUGCUAUGGGGAUGUUGUCAUUAGCUUUCUGGCGAUCUACGAAAGUGAUAUGAGUUUCUACAUUCUUACUAGAUCUUUUUUUUCUCUUAUUUGUUUGAGACAAAAUACAUUUUUGGUGCACGAUCUUCCUACACGCAAACUGUUAUGUUCUUCUUCGUAAUGUUUUUAAUCUUCUUCGAUUAUAUUCGUCAAUACAGUCUGCUCAAGGGGCUGGUUCUCGAUAUGCCUCUAUAAUUACACUCCCUUUUGUCUCCCUCUUUGUGUAUUGAGGAAAUGUACGCCGUUCUCCAUUGUUCUCGUAGAUUCCUGAGCAUUUCAGCAUAAAUUUCCUUAAUUAAUUAAGUCCAGCAGAUUUGCCAUUCUUUAGGGUUUAGGGUCAUAUUAGCCUUCGUUGCCGUUUCGGCAUCCUAACUUCAUCUCCUUAUUAUUCUACUGUUUUUUUUUUAAGUCUAGGUACUCCUGUCUUUUUUUCUGUCAGCUAACUUUUAUAAUGUUCUUUCCAUUGGUUUGAUGUUAUGGUUUGUAUGUGCGCUGUGUCUUUUCCUGUAUAUUUUCCAGAUCUUGUAAAACUCCUAAUUCUGCAUUUUACCUUCUUCCGCAUGUAUUGAUUUCUUAACUUUUCUGGUCCAAUGUCUUAUUCUUCUCUUGUUUUAUCAUUUUUCGUAAUUGUCUAUUGAUUUCUGCGGAAAUUUGUCUUUUUGUCAUUUUAAGUACAUAUUGUACUUUUUUCUGUUUUACUAUAUUUUGUUGCAAUUUUUGUUUUGUUGUAUCCUGAGUGUUUCCAUGGAGUCCUGAUAUAAACUUGCUAUAUUUUUAUUAAUUUCUUAAAAUACUUGAUCUAUUUCUUGUAAUUUUUCAUACAGCUGCCGUUUAUAUAGCUGUUUAUUACUAUAGUUUCUAAAACUAUUGAAUUGUACUUUGUUGUUUUCAGUUCUUGCAAAUCCUCUUUGUCUUCUAAGUCUUGGUCGCUGUGUAUUUUCUUAAAUGAAAAGACAAUUUUAGCUCUUCCUAGGUAGUGAUCGAAGCUGCAAAUGUUGCUGUCUUUUUAAAUUUCACUAGUGGAUCCUAUUGUGGUUGGUUCGUCUUUUCAACUGGUAUUUUGAACAUUCUAUAAGGACAUGCUUAACACUGAGUGGAACAUUACAGUUGCCACAUAAAGGUGGGUUGGUUUGACCAAAUAUGUGCCCAUGGAUAAGUCAGGUAUCUCCUAGACGAAAUCGACCAACAACACCUUGAUGAAUUCUGUUGGGAAUUUGAUAUUUCGACGGUUUUAAGGAGAUUUCACUUCGUGAAGUUUUGAGGUUCAAUUAUCCCGGUGGUUUUGUCAUAAUUGUUUGACCUUCAAUUCAAAAAUAAUUUUAAAUCAUUUAGCACUACAUUUCUCAUUUCACUCGCGGUUUCACUGGUUCUUGCUUGUUGGGCUGUGCGAUCCUCUGCUUCCUUGAAGGUCAAUGUUUGAAGAAACUCAUCUGAAUUGUAUAGGAUGAUUGCUGUGUUGUAUUGUAGUUAGUUAUUUUUUAAUUGGUUAGUUGAUCCGGGUCAACGGGUUUGAAUCACUUAAUACACUAGGGUCAAUAACCCGGGCCUCAAGCAAUUUGAAUCUUUAUUGAUGGAACUGUAUGUAUGUCUUUUAUCCAUUAUCCCUCCUGUGGUGGGCAUAGGGUAGUCGAAAUUUUUUUCCAUUUCUACCUGUUCUUCGCGAUGUAACUCAUCUGUCUAAAGGUCAUAUUGGUUUCUCCUUGGGUACUUCUAAUCCAAGUUUCUUUUGGCCGUUGUUUUCUUCUUCCUUGUGGGUUCCAACGUAAGCUGACUUUCUUUGGAAUUUCGUUUUCACUUUUUCUUAAAGUAUGUCCCAGCCAUUAAAACUUCCGUUUGCGUAUUUGUUUUCUAAUUUCCCCUUCUUCUGCUCGGGUCCAUAGCUCUCGGUUGGUUAUAACUUCGGGACUGAUGGAAAUACUUUUUUAAAAUACAGACACUAUCAAAGAACAAGUAAUAAUUACUGGAAGGUUACUGAUCGUAUCCCUAAUUUACCCUGUUUAGUUAGACAAGCAGUAUAUGAAAAUGUAAUAAAACUAUUAAAACUAGGAAGGUGGAAAACGCGGUCCUCGGAUCACUUCAAUCCGGAUCUUAAAGAUCCAGAUCGUAAAAAUUUCGAGAAUCGGUUCUUACGGGUGACAGUAAAGAUACAGAGGUUUGAUCCGGAUCGAUCGUGAACGAUCUAUCACUUGUACCGGGUGUCCCAAUAAGAAUGGCUCUCGGCCAUAUCUCAGGAACCGUUUAUAGUACAGCUUUGAGAAAAAAAUAUUUAUAACAAAAGUUGCCGGGAACAGCCUGGAAAUUAUUUUCAUAAUUGUAGGUCCACCGCUAGAGGGCGUAAUUGAAUAUCAAAAAUUAAAAAAUCAAAAUUUUAAAAAAUGUACCUAAUGAAAGGGCACUGGAAAUCCAAUCAUCGUAUUCUUCAUAAAAUUCUGCGCAUAUUUGAUUUCACAAGUUUAAGUCUACCUUUGCAAAUAAGAGGUGGGGGUGAGUGGGAACUUUGUUAUGAAAAAUGGCUGUAAGUCCGGUUCUGCUAAAUCGAAUUUUGCAUACUUGGUCUUGUUGAAAACAGCUCUUUUUUGUCAAUGUAAGUGUCCUAUUUUUGAAAUAGCCUAAUGAGUAAUAUGCAAGUUAGGAGGCGUUAUUUAAUUAUUUUUAGAAAUCUAGUUUUCUUUAUAAAAUAUUAAAUACAAGUAUGCAUUUUUAAUCAUGUAUUACAAAAUUAGACCAAAUUAGCAACAUAAUACCGAAAACCGCAUGUCGAUACCUUUUUUCUAUCUCGAGAUAUCUUAAGCAAUGUGUAAAUUUUAAACAUAACUGUUACUGUCACCGGUAAACGAGGUUAAGGAAAAGUAGUGUGCUAUGGAAAAAACAAAUAAACAUUUUUCAGAUGUAAACGUACAUAAUUAAUUAAAACAACAAUAAGACAAACAACACUAUAAAAUAUAACAAAGAAAUAAAAGCAACUACUUAGUCUUAGUGACUGCCUAAAUGUUCAAAUUGUUGCCCAUCAUUUUCGAUGCAAGCAUUUACUCUUUCAAGAGUAGAUUGAAUAGCAACAGAUUUAACUGUUUUUCCCUUUUAUUUAUGGGGACGGAUUAAAGACCUUGUUUUUGCCGUCAGGCCCACUACGCGAGAAAACAUGAUCUAGAAUCUAGAGAAUACGAAACGCCAUUCAAAGCAUUGCGAAAGCAGAAAUUGAGACUGCUGUUCAAUCAACUGUUGAAAGAGUAAAUGCUUGCAUCGAAAAUGAUGGGCCACAAUUUGAACAUUUAGGUCGUCACUAAGUAAUUGCUUUUAUUUCUUUGUUAUAUUUUAUAGUGUUGUUUGUCUUAUUGUUGUUUUAAUUAAUUAUAUACGUUUACAUCUGGAAAAUGUUUCUUUGUUUUUUCCAUAGCACACUACUUUUCCUUAACUUCGUUUACCGGUGACAUUAACAGUUGUUUAAAAUUUACACGUUUCUUAAGAUAUCUCGAGAUAGAAGAAAGGUAUCGAUAUGCGGUUUUCGGUAUUAUGUUGCUAAUUUGGUCUAAUUUUGUAAUACAGGAUUAAAAAUGCAUACUUGUAUUUAAUAUUCUCCAAAGAAAACUAGAUUUCCGAAAAUAAUUAAAUAACGCCCACUAUCUGGCACAUUACUUAUUAGGCUAUUUCGAAAAUAAGACUCUUACAUUGAUGAAAAAGAGCUGUUUUCAACAAGACCAAAAGUAUGCAAAAUAUCCAAAAAAAGUCGAUUUAGCAGAACUGGACUUAACGUUGUGAAAUCAAAUAUGCGCACAAUCUUAUGAAGAACACGAUGAUUGGAUUUCCAGUGCCCUUUCAUUAGGUAAAUUUUGUAAAAUUUUGAUUUUUUAAUUUUUGAUAUUCAAUUACGCCCUUACCGGUGGACCUACAAUUAUGAAAACAAUUUCCAGGCUUUUCCCGAUGCAGCUUUUGUUAUAAAUAUUUUUUCUCAAAGCUGUACUAUAAACGGUUCCUGAGAUAUGGCCGAGAGCCAUUCUUAUUGGGACACCCGGUACAACUACCAGUAGCCCUUGGCACAGCUGUAUUUACAUGUAAAUAAGAUUGUCUGUCAAUGAACGAAAUAUCAACGCUAUAUAACUUAUAUUUAAGUUUGCGUAAUUGGUUUUCUACAGGUUUUAGUGCUAUCCACUGGGUAAAUCGUUGUGAUAAUAUUCAAAAUCGGAAUACAGUGAUGAUCGAGCUAAUGACCGGCAAAAUAACGAAAAAAUGGAAAACAUAUUAAGUUGUGAGAUAAAAAUAAACGAAACUAGUGGAGAUGGGAAAUUUAGCGAUAAAACCUAAAAAUUUAUACUCUAUUUAUUGUUUCCCACCUUUAGACGUAUCGGACGAGUUUGUCAACUGCCACUGUGAGUUGACAUACUCCGCUGAUACGUCUAAAGAUGGGAAAAAAUAAAUAGAAUGUAAAUUUAUAGGUCUUUAUCGCUAAAUUUCCCACCUUCACUAGUUUCAUUUCUUUUUAUCUCAUAACUUAAUUAUGUUUUCCAUCUUUUGCGUUAUUUUGCCCGUUACUAGCGCGCUCAUCACUGUAUAUCAGGAUGGCACGCGCAUUGGCAAUAUUUCGCUUCCAACUACUCCCAAGAAAACACUGCCUUUAUCUUAGUUACAACAAUUAAAUAAUUGCUUUUUAGCACUGACUGGUUUGGUAAAAGAUUUUUAAGCCUGCGAGUAGGAUGAAAUUAUUUUUAAACUGGCGAUACUUGUGAGUUUAUCCUUAUUCUUCCAAUGUAUAUUAAAAAAAAGCAAUUAUCGUUUUUUUUUUGUUUUAUGGAAAUUUAGUAGUGACUGAUUCAGAUCAAAUAGUAUGGCGAAUGACACAUAAAUAGUCAUAUUAUUUAAACGUUUAAUAUUUUGUUAACUAUUUCAAUUUUGUGUGAUUGUUUAUAAAUAUAUCUAAUGUAUAGUUUCUUAAAUAGUAUAGUAGCAAAUAUUACAAGUGCAAACCGUAAAUUUUGAAUAGAAUUCAUUUAAAAUGUCAUUUCUAUAUAAUUUUUGUACUUCUAACCUUUUAGCGUAUAAGUAGUACAAAAUUAUAAGAAAUCUUUUUAGAAAUAUGAAAUUUUUGUAUAUUUUAUAAGCUUUUACAAUAAUUUGAAAUUAGUUAAAUUUUGUAACUUUUUUGUUACAUGUGUUAAUAUGUUUAGAAUACGCUGAACAUGUAUUUAAAAGAUGUAAUAAUAAACUUCCAACAUUUUAAAAAACAUUGUUAUUGCGAACCAAUGAAAUAUUUCCAUUUUUUGUUUAAAUUAAAGAUUUAUUUUUAA